UACAGUGUAAUCUAGAAAAAUCCAAGAGAUUAGUGACUGGAAAUGCACAGCCAAGUCCACUGACUUUGGCUAUGUAACAAUUAACCAAAGAGUGGGUAGCAAAUAGCUAACCUACCAAGAGAUGUAAAAUAGAAGACCAGUUAGCCUACCUAAAUCAAUAGAGAUGCUACAUUACUAGAAGGCCAACACUCCUCCUCCAUUGAAGACAACUCAUCUGAAACCUAGUUGGAGCACUAAUUUUUUUUAGAACCGAGAGAAACAUGAGUUCAACCCCUGAUAUGUUAUUUGCACCAAAUGUUCAAGAAAUUGUGAGGAGUGACCCUUCGCAGAUCCCUGAAAAUUUCCUCAUAAUUAGGAAUGAAGAAGAAGGCAAGUCAAAUAAUACUGCAGAUGCAUGUCAUCUUUCUUCUGAGAUUCCUAUUGUUGAUCUUUCUCUGCUCUCAAGAGGACACAAGGAGGAGCUUAACAAACUAGACCAAGCUUGCAAAGAAUGGGGAUUCUUUCAGGUGGUCAAUCAUGGAGUGGCAACCGACGUGUUGCAGGAAAUGAAGGAUUCUACGGCCAAGUUCUUUGAACUUCCGUUAGAAGAAAAGAACAAAAUUCGUAUGCCGUCGGAUGAGUUUCAAGGCUACGGCCAAGCCUAUGCAGCUUCCCAAGGGCAGACACUGGACUGGUCUGACGCACUGUUUCUCGGUGUUUAUCCAUCCCACUUUAGAAAGCUCAAGUUUUGGCCAACCUCACCAGAGGGAUUCAAGGAUGCUAUUGAGGCAUAUUCAAGUGGAGUAAAAAGAGUUGGAGAUGAGCUCCUAAGGUCUCUAUCUUUAACUUUGGGGAUGGAGAAGGAUGCUCUUCUUAAACUACAUCAAGAAGUGGUCCAAGUUUUGCGCGUGAACUACUAUCCUACAUGCCAUAUGCCUGAUAAAGUCCUAGGUCUAAGUCCACACUCGGACACAGGGACCAUAACCAUACUCAUGCAAGAAGACAAUGUAACCGGAUUGCAGAUUAGAAAAGAAGGAGAAUGGGUUCCCGUGAAGCCAAUUCCAAACGCACUCGUUGUCAAUGUUGGAGAUGUUAUUGAGAUUUUGAGUAAUGGGAAGUACAAGAGCAUUGAACAUAGAGCUGUCACAACUGAAACCAAAGCGAGGAUAUCUUAUGCAUCAUUUCUUUUUCCACAUCCAGAUGUGGAAGUUGAGCCGUUUGAACAUAUUGUGGAGGCAUUGGGGUCUCGGAGGUACAACAAGGUCAAAUAUGGAGAUUAUCUGGGGAAUUCCUUGAAGGGGAAACUUAAGGGCAAGUCGCACAUUGAAACAGCCAAGAUUGGAAGUUAAUUAAGCAGAUGCUUUGAUUUUCAAAAGCCAGAAAAAAGAAAUCAAGGUUCUUCAUGAUGACUUUGAGUGGGCUUGUUAUAUUAAAAUAAGAAAUAGCAUCGAGCAUUCCAUAUGAUAUAUCAAUAAUAUAUAUACUCCCACUU
Messenger RNA from Prunus mume (Japanese apricot), 1471 nucleotides. Its product is annotated as protein LATERAL BRANCHING OXIDOREDUCTASE 1-like. Lineage: Eukaryota; Viridiplantae; Streptophyta; Magnoliopsida; Rosales; Rosaceae. The record is from RefSeq and is a predicted model, not a curated record.